Cariama cristata (Red-legged seriema) is the source of this 1767-nucleotide messenger RNA. Its product is annotated as deleted in malignant brain tumors 1 protein-like. Gene Ontology annotation, cellular component: membrane. Lineage: Eukaryota; Metazoa; Chordata; Aves; Cariamiformes; Cariamidae. The transcript is spliced from 10 exons. The record is from RefSeq and is a predicted model, not a curated record. The annotation marks the transcript as partial.
AUGCAAGACGCCCAGGUUGCGUGCAGGCAGCUUGGCUGUGGCUCGCCUCUUGGUGUGAUGCACUAUUUCCCUUCGAGUGACUGGUACACGUACAUGUUGACGGAGGUGAAUUGUGAAGGCUCUGAAGACUAUCUGUGGUAUUGCCCUUACAAGGAAGAAUACUCUGUCUGUUAUCACGGGGCCGCUUCUGUCAUAUGCUCAGUACCAGAUAGCUCCAGCUUGACGCCCACCGUGUCAUCGACCUCAGGGUCCAGCUCCUGCGGUGGCUUGCUUCAGGGUUUGUCCGGCUCAGUCCAGAGCCCAGGGUACCCCAACUCCUACCCCAACAGCAUCCGCUGCGUGUGGCGCAUAUGGCUGCGGGAGGUGGAUCACAGAGUUGAGCUCCACUUUUUGGAUGUCGAGCUGGAAGGCAGCAGCUGCCAGUACGACGCCAUCGAGGUGUACGACGGUGGGUCCCCUGGGGACCCGCUCCUCGGGACUGUUUGCAGGAACAACAAUCGCAUCUUCAAGUCAUCCGGGCACCAGCUGACCAUCCUGUUUCACAGUGACAGCAGCAUCACCCGGAGAGGUUUCCAGGCCUACUACUACUCGUUUCCUGGCUUCAGCAGCACGACAGUACCAGAUAACUCCAGCUCGACGCCCACCGUGUCAUCAACCUCAGAAGAUUCUUCUUGUGGCGGCUUGCUUUCCUCUUCAUCUGGUACAUUACAGAGUCCAUUUUACCCUAGAAAUUAUCCAAACAAUGCCAACUGUGUUUGGGAAAUAGAAGUAAAGAGCAACUUCCGUGUCACACUCACAUUUAGAGACGUUCAGAUGGAAGGUGGCAGAUGCCUGUCUGACUACGUGGAAGUCUAUGAUGGGCCCCUCCAUACCUCUCCUCUCCUUGGGAAAUUUUGUUCUGGUUCUUUACGCACAUACACAUCUUCCUCAAACCUGCUGACUGUCCAAUUUUACAGUAAUUCUCGAUACACAUACAGAGGGUUUCAGGCUGACUAUUAUUCCACUCCAGCAGAUCAGAGCACUACACUGCUGUGUUUACCAGAACACAUGCAUGUAGUUGUGAGCAGAUACUACCUUCAGUCACAGGGCUACUCUGCUUGGAAUCUCACCGUGAAUGACCCCCAUUGCAAACCCAACAUUACAUCAUCCUAUGUUAUAUUCGACAUACCGUACACUCGCUGCGGCACGGGAAACAACAAUACAAUAAUCUAUUCCAACCUUAUUAGAGGAUCCUCUUCUGGUACUGUAAUCACAAGAAAUAAAAAUCUCCACUUGCAUAUCAACUGCAAAAUGCUUCAGAACACAUGGGCACAAAUAAUGUAUGUUGCGGAGGACAAUUUUGAAGUCAAUGAAACUCAGUAUGGCAGAUAUGAUGUAAACCUUACAUUUUAUCAUUCUGCAUCCUUCUCACGGCCAGUGAAUCACUCACCAUACUAUGUUGAUAUCAACCAGAAUUUGUUCCUUGAAGCUUACCUGCACAGCUCUGAUCCAAACCUGGUGUUAUUUGUGGACACAUGUGUGGCAUCUCCCACCCCCCACAAUUUUACGACAGUGACCUACGAUAUAAUCAGGAAUGGGUGUGUUCGAGAUUCUACCUAUGCUACAUAUUAUUCACCCUACAAACACAUGGUCCGUUUUAAAUUCAAUGCCUUCCAGUUUAUUCGUCACAGUCCAUCGGUUUACCUGCAGUGUGAAUUAGUGGUGUGCAGGGCCUAUGACUAUUCCUCCAGAUGCUACCAAGGUUGUAUUACUGGGGCCAAGAGAGAG